AUGGGCUGCGGGACCUCGAUCUCCACUGAACCUCAGGGGAGGGUCAUGGAGACAGCUAUGAAGGCAGCCAUCCUGAUCCAGGGCUGGUACCGACGCUACAUGGCCCGUCUGGAGAUGAGACGCAGGUACACCUGGAGCAUCUUCCAGUCCAUCGAGUACGCUGGGGAGCAGGACCAGCUACAGCUCUCCAGUUUCUUCAGCUUCAUGCUGGACAACUUCACGCAUCUUAACGGCAGCGGGCCAGACCUGAUCUCCCAGCUGCUAGACCCCGUGGUGGACCCCUGGCUGGGCAGGGAGACGUGCUACGAGCUGAUCCCCGUCGCAGAGUCCUACAGCGGGCCACGCAUCUCCUUCCCGCUCUCCGUAUCCCACACCAACAGCCUCGUCAACGCCUUCAAGGAGCACCAGACUCUCCAUGCCAGGUAUGCUCUGCAGUUGCUAUGGGAGACCAAAAAGCUGCUCAAGCAGAUGCCAAACAUCGUCCACAUGUCUACGUCCUACGCCAAGGAAAUCACCAUAUGUGGUGAUCUGCACGGACACCUGGAUGACCUCCUCCUCAUAUUUUAUAAGAACGGGCUUCCUUCUGCUGAAACACCGUACGUGUUCAACGGGGACUUUGUGGACCGGGGGAAGCAGUCGACCGAGGUGGUCUUGAUCCUGUUCGCUUACCUGCUGCUGUAUCCCAACCACAUGCACCUGAACCGGGGCAACCAUGAAGACCACAUCAUGAACCUCAGAUAUGGAUUCACCAAAGAAGUUAUGCAGAAGUACAAGACCCACGGCCGAGAGAUUCUCCAGCUCUUCCAGGAUGUCUUCAGCCUUCUGCCCAUCGCCACAGUGAUCGACAGCAAGGUUCUGAUUGUUCACGGAGGAAUCUCGGACCAAACGGACCUGGACUUCCUCAACUCCAUAGAGAGGCAGAAGGUGAAGUCGGCCCUGCGGCUGCCCAGACGCAGCCUGGAGGAGCCGGACGUGAGCCGGCCCUACAAGCAGGCACACGGCCCCCGUCCCGGCAGCAGCCACAGCCACCUGCAGCGGCCCCGGGCCCAGACCAAGAGGAAGCGGCACCGUGGCCUCAGCCGCCAGGACAGCGGCUCCUCCUCCUCCUCCUCCUCCUCCUCCUCUUCCUCCUCGCUGUGCUCCUCGAGGACCCCCUCCUGCCUCUCCCCGCGGCCCUGCUCCUCGCCCCCCCCCCCCACCGUGCCCUUCUCCGUCGACGGCCUCCAGGUUCCCUUCCUGGACUCCCUGGCCUCCCUGCCUCCCCCCUCCCCCCCCCGGGUGGAGCGGGAGUGGAAACAGAUGGUGGACGUGCUGUGGAGCGACCCCAAGCCGCAGGACGGCUGCACCCCCAACACCUUCCGGGGCGGGGGCUGCUACUACGGGCCGGACGUCACCCAGCGCCUGCUGCGUCACCACGGCUACCAGCUGCUCAUCCGCUCGCACGAGUGCAAGCAGGAGGGCUACGAGAUCUGCCACGGCGGAAACGUGAUCACCAUCUUCUCAGCCUCUAACUACUACGAGGAGGGCAGUAACCGGGGGGCCUACGUGAAGCUGGGCCAGGACCUGCUGCCCCGGUUCUACCAGUACCAGGUCAGCCGGACCACCCGCAAGCUCACCCUCACCCAGAGGGUGAGGGCAGCAGAAGGCUCAGCUCUGAGAGCUCUCCAGGAGAAGUUGUUCUCUCACCGCUCUGAGCUGCUCACUGGAUUCCUGCCCUUCGACCACAACAACACAGGCUUUGUGUCGGUCAGCGAGUGGGCCCAGGUCCUGGAGACGGUGCUGAGGCUGGAUCUCCCCUGGAGGACCCUGCGGCCCCACCUGGCCCGCCUGGCUCCCGACGGCAGCGUGGAGUACCUGUCCUGCUUCGACUACAUGGGCCCCGGGCUCCACCUUCCCCAGGUGACACCAAACCUGGCGGAGACUCUGGUCCGAUACCGGACAGACCUGGAGCUCAUCUUCAACAUCAUAGACAAAGAUCAUUCAGGUCUUAUCUCCCUGGACGAGUUCCGCCACACCUGGCGUCUCUUCAGCGGUCACCUGGGCGUCGCCCUCGACGACGGGGCAAUCGACGCCCUGGCGCGAAGCAUCGACUUCAACAAGGACGGCAGCAUCGACUUCACCGAGUUCCUGGAGGCCUUCAGAGUAGUGCACAAACUGGACAAGGACCACUAACCAGCAAGAGAUACCAACUAGACAACAUGGAGCGCUUACCAGCCAGAGACUAACUAGGAUACUAACUAGACCACAAGGACCACUAACCAGCCAGAGACACAAACUAGACCACAAGGAUCACUAACCAGCAAGAGAUAGAGAGUAACUAGACAACAAGGACCACUAACCAGCUAGAGAGAGUAACUAGACAACAAGGACCACUUAUAGUUGACAAUGGUGCAUGCGUAGUUAGAAUUUGUACACCUUUAGAAAUGUAGUAUUGUUAAUAUAACCAUUCAAAUUGAAUAAUUACCACCAAAGUAUGUAAUCUUGACAAUGGUUCUUUCAAAUCUCAGCCACACAUUUGGACAGAUGUUUUUAUUUAAUGACCAAACACAACCCCAGUACAAGAUAUUCAUAAAAAAAUAUUAACCUAUAUAUGGUUAUGUUAAAUACACAUUUAAUCUGCAUUAUCAUAAAUAUUAGCAUAUGUCGGAACCUUAUAUGUAUUACAGUAUAUUAAACUAUUAUAUUCUGCAUUGAAGGAUAAAAUAUCAAACUAACAUGGUCUAUUGUUUUAUCAAGUUUCCUUCAGGUUACAAAGGUACUACUUAAGAUUCACCUAGCCGGCACCUUGCUCAUGAGCCAUGGCAGUAGGAUUAGACCACUGGCCAGAAUAGUCAUUCUCUGCUCUUA
Molecule: messenger RNA, 2847 nt
Organism: Gadus chalcogrammus (walleye pollock)
Lineage: Eukaryota; Metazoa; Chordata; Actinopteri; Gadiformes; Gadidae
Gene: ppef1
Product: protein phosphatase, EF-hand calcium binding domain 1
Exons: 17
Coding region: 1-2172 (723 amino acids)
Biological process (GO): detection of stimulus involved in sensory perception
Cellular component (GO): nucleus; cytosol
Molecular function (GO): protein serine/threonine phosphatase activity; iron ion binding; calcium ion binding
Source: RefSeq, a predicted model, not a curated record